This is a messenger RNA of Vombatus ursinus (common wombat), 4312 nucleotides long. It is a transcript of the gene RBM15B, whose product is annotated as RNA binding motif protein 15B. The transcript has a single exon. The coding region runs from base 1 to 2826 and encodes 941 amino acids. Gene Ontology annotation, molecular function: mRNA binding. The record is from RefSeq and is a predicted model, not a curated record. NCBI's taxonomy places the organism in Eukaryota, Metazoa, Chordata, Mammalia, Diprotodontia, Vombatidae. Gene Ontology annotation, cellular component: nucleus. Gene Ontology annotation, biological process: regulation of alternative mRNA splicing, via spliceosome.
AUGAAGCGGCAGAGCGAGCGCGACUCGAGCCCGGGGGCCCGCGGGGCGUCGUCGUCGUCAUCGUCGGCGAAGCGGCCCCGGGAGCGGGAGCGGGAACGGGAUCGGGAUCGGGAGCGCGGGGAGCGGGAGCGGGGCGAGCGCGGGGAGCGGGAACGCGGCGAACGCGGGGAGCGCGAGCGGGAGCGCGGGGAGCCCGACUCGAGCGGCGGCGGCGGCGGGAGCCGGCGGGCCGCGCACAAGAGCUCCGGCUCCGGCUCCGGCUCCGGCUCCGGCCCCGCCAAGCACCAGGCCCCGGCCCGCGCCCGCGACAAGCCCCGCGGCGGCAGCGGCAGCAGCAGCCACCGCGACGGCCGAGGCUCCGGGGACUCCAACCACCGCGCGGGGGGCGGCGGCGGUGGCCGCUCGGGCGGCGGCGGCGGCGGCGGCGGCCGCGCCAAAGCCGGCGGCGAGUCCGGCUCCGCAUCCGCCUCGUCCCCCGGGGCGUCCCCGCUCCUGUUGCUGCCGCCGCUCCCCGAGCCGCCCGUGCCCGCGCCCGCCCCGCCGCCGCCGCCCGCGCCCGCCCCGCCGCCGCCGCCGCCCGAGUACAAGACGCUGCUCAUCAGCAGCCUGAGCCCCGCGCUGCCGGCCGAGCACCUGGAGGACCGCCUCUUCCACCAGUUCAAGCGCUUCGGCGAGAUCAGCCUGCGCCUGUCGCACACCCCCGAGCUGGGCAGGGUGGCCUACGUGAACUUCCGACACCCGCAGGAUGCCCGCGAUGCCCGGCACCACGCCCGCGCGCGCCAGCUCCUGCUCUACGACCGCCCGCUCAAGGUGGAGCCCGUGUACCUGCGGGGCAGCAGCAGCAGCAGCCGGCGAAGCAGCAGCAGCAGCGCCGGGGCCGCCGCCACCACGCCGCCGCCCGGGCCCCCUCCCCCCGCCGACCCCCUGGGCUACCUGCCCCUGCACGGCGGCUACCAGUACAAGCAGCGCUCCCUGUCCCCCGUGGGUGCGCCCCCGCUCCGGGAGCCCAGGGCCCGGCACGCGGCCGCAGCUGCUGCCUUUGCCCUGGACGCUGCUGCGGCAGCCGCAGCUGUGGGCCUCUCCCGGGACCGGGCCCUGGACUACUACGGCCUGUAUGAUGAUCGAGGCCGGCCCUACGGCUACCCGGCUGUGUGUGAGGAGGACCUGAUGCCCGAGGACGACCAGCGGGCCACCCGCAACCUGUUUAUUGGCAACCUGGAUCACAGCGUGUCCGAGGUGGAGCUGAGGAGGGCCUUCGAGAAAUACGGUAUCAUUGAGGAGGUGGUGAUCAAAAGGCCCGCCAGGGGCCAAGGGGGAGCUUAUGCCUUCCUCAAGUUCCAGAACCUAGACAUGGCUCACCGGGCCAAGGUGGCCAUGUCAGGGAGGGUGGUGGGGCGCAACCCUAUUAAGAUUGGCUAUGGCAAAGCCAACCCCACCACUCGGCUGUGGGUGGGAGGCCUGGGACCCAAUACCUCUUUGGCUGCCCUGGCCCGGGAGUUUGACCGCUUUGGAAGCAUUCGAACUAUUGACCAUGUCAAAGGAGACAGCUUUGCCUAUAUCCAGUAUGAAAGCUUGGAUGCAGCCCAGGCUGCCUGUGUCCAGAUGAGGGGCUUUCCUUUGGGGGGGCCAGAGAGGAGGCUCAGGGUGGAUUUUGCCAAAGCUGAGGAAACCAGAUAUCCCCAACAGUGCCAGGCUACACCACUUCCGGUGCAUUAUGAGUUACUCCCUGAGGGGUACACCAGGCACCGAAAUCUGGAGGCUGACUUGAGGGUCCGAGACAGGACUCCCCCCCAUCUCCUCUAUUCAGACCGGGAUAGAAGCUUUGUGGAGAGUGACUGGGCCAGUCCCUCCAAAAGCACAGACCGGAGAAACAGCUUGGAAAGCUACAGCCGUUCUGUGCGCAGCCGCAGUGGGGAGAGAUGGGGCAGUGAUGGGGACCGAGGCCUGUCUAAGCCCUGGGAAGAAAGGCGAAAGAGGAGGAGCUUAUCCAGUGAUCAUGGCCGGACUACCCACUCACCUUACGAGGAGAGAGGCAGAACCAAAGUCAGUGGGCUGCCCUCAGAUCGAAGCCCAGAGAGGCUCCGAAGAGAGAACCAUAAUAGUGAGUCAGGAGCAGAGAAGGAGCCGAGCAAUUCCCUGCCCAACAACCGACAUGGGGCAGAAGAGAGAGGUCCAGACUCUCACCAGGUGAAAAAGAGAGACAGCGAACGCAAUCAUCGAACCAGCGAGCUAGAGUCGAAACCCAUCGAAGAGCCAAAACCCGAGACCAAAAAGCUAAAGAGUCUGUCUGAGUAUGCUCAGACCCUACAGCUGGGCUGGAAUGGGCUUCUGGUGUUGAAAAAUAGUUGCUUCCCCACUUGUAUGCACAUUCUAGAGGGGGACCUGGGAGUGAUCAGUGGCCUCCUCAAAGACCACGCUUCAGGGAGCAAGCUGACCCAGCUCAAGAUUGCCCAAAGACUUCGACUUGACCAGCCCAAACUGGAUGAGGUCACUCGGAGAAUCAAGCAGGGAAGCCCCAAUGGUUAUGUGGUGCUUCUGGCCACUCAAGCUUCUCCAGGAGGGCCUGGAGCAGAGGGGACCCACACUGUGGAGCCAGGUUUGCAGCGGAGGCUUCUCAGGAAUCUGGUCUCAUACUUGAAACAGAAGCAGGCUGCUGGGGUGAUCAGCUUGCCAGUGGGAGGGACCAAGGGCAGAGACAACACAGGCAUGCUCUAUGCCUUCCCUCCCUGUGAAUUCUCCCAGCAGUACCUCCAGUCUGCUCUAAGGACAUUGGGGAAGUUAGAAGAAGAGCAUAUGGUGAUAGUUAUAGUAAGAGACACUGCCUAGCCAAAACCUGGCUUUUCCCAAUCUUGUGUUUUCUUUGUGUCAUGAAAACAGUUAUUUUUAAAGCCAAUUCUGCUCUUGGGUUGGCUUUUCUGCCCAGUUAUUAUGGUUGGUUUGGUGAAGGCCAAAGCCCCCCUCCACCAAAACUCAGUUUUUUUUUAAUGCCCAUUUGAAGGUAUUCCCAUUUUAUUGAUUUCUAAUGUAUGAAACACUUUCCAGUGUGUUCUGUAUUUUAUUUUUUAACUAACUGUAUGGAAAGUUGUCAGUAAAGCCUUUGUCCAAGGAUCAAUUUUUAACCCUGUGCAGUGUACUGGUUUAAUGAAGUCCCCUUUAAAAUAAUGGAGCAUGUGGCACUUCCCUUGCCCUCUAGGGUUUUCCCCCUACUUGCACAGAUAUCCUUUUCACACACACACACACACACACACACACACACACACUCUCUUCUAGGUAUCAUGACUAGCUUAAGAGCAUGCAGAAUCCAGCACUGAAACUUAUUUAUCUUGUCUACAGGAAAACCUGUAUACUCUGGGCCCUUCUCCCUAGAACAUUUACAAAGACCUGGGUGUGUCUUAACCACUAACACAAUAAGCUGCUGCUCCUUCCCCUAUCUAGUCUGCUUUAAGAGAAUGCGGCUGUCAUUCUGAUGUACUUUCAGAUGUUGUAUAAGCUGCCUCAUUUCACGACCUCGAAGAAAGCAGGUGAUGCUUUUUACGUAGAAAUGUUAGCAACCCUCAAAAGCUGGUGGUGACACACUUAUUCUCCUGUCAUCUGUGCCUGGGGGAAGUAGGGAGAGAGUUCUUCAGGUGGCAUAUUGUCAUGUUCAGGCUACCUUUCAAACUAGAACAACAUGAGGACAUAUCAGCAUCCUUGGUUACUUUUGCUUUGGGGGCAGACUGGGCUGUGGAAUCAGAAUGUAGCUGUUUGGUUUAUGUAAGGGGGUGUGAACUGCGGGGAUUAGCAAACCUUCCCAAGGAAUUCUUGAGCUACAGGUCCAGGGGAAAAGCAAAAAACUUUUAAAAUCAGUUUGUGUAUCCAUUUGCUUGUCUGGCCAAAGACUUGCCAGGCUUACAGUAAGCUUCUGCUAAGCCACAGAUAGAGCAGGGAGGAUGGAGCUUAAAACCCCUCCCGAGUUGCUGAGCUACGGAGGUGCAGGUUUUCCCAGGGGUAAAGAGUACAGGGGGAUGGAAAGUAUCUUAAGUUCUAGCUCAAACCUCUAGCAAUUCUGGAGCCAUUGGGAAGCAAGCAUUUAGUAAACUUUCCAUUGUGUAGGACUGAACCAUAACUGAAACUAACCAAGUCAACUGGCAACACUAAUAGACCUGCAGGGUACCUGAGCCAUGUACCAAACACCAAGACACACAAACACCUGCCUUCUGGCAACUUUUACUCCAGACCUGAGGCAGCAGGAACUGAGCAAUCAAUGACUGGGAGGGGGGAUAUCUGAACUUUUUAGUCAGUAAGUCUGUGAUUAAAUAUUCUCUUGAAAGCA